AUGGAUUGGUCCCAAGGGAACAAGUGGGAGGAGAUUUUCACCUUGGGAGAUGAGGCGAUUCUCUUGGAUUUGGGUAUUACAGUGCUCGCUAAGGACUUGGAAGGAAUCACUAGUAACUCCAUCUACUACUGUGAAGCGCCUGAUGAAGACUUGCAUUACAACGAUAAUGUGUUGGUCGUAUAUAAUGUCGAUACAAAGAAGAUCGAACAACCACAAGAAUCUGUUUCUUCGUCCCUUCCAUUCUCUUUUGCUUGUUGGUUCUUACCAAGUUUCAAACGUGGUUGA
Messenger RNA from Microthlaspi erraticum, 285 nucleotides. Lineage: Eukaryota; Viridiplantae; Streptophyta; Magnoliopsida; Brassicales; Brassicaceae. The record is from the annotation of a GenBank genome assembly.